CUCAGUCUUCGGGGUGGGCUCGGCGGCGCAGGCCGGGCGGAGCGCGGGGCUCGGCGACCAGCGGCAGCGGCCCGGGGGCGGCCGCCGCGCCAUGGCGGGGCGGUAGACGGGCGCGGGCCGGCGAGGCGAGGGGCGGCGGCGGCGGCGAGCGUCGGCGAGGCCCGGGGCGGGCAGGCCCGGGGCGGGGGUCGGCCCGGGCGGCGCGGGGGAGCGGGGCGGGGCCCGCCGGCCGUCGGGGUGUCGGAGGCCCGGGCCGCCGCGAGGAGCCGCCGCCGGCCGCUGGGCCCCGCCGCCGGGCCGCUCGACGACGACGCUCCCGCGGGGGCCCCGCCUGAGGAGGACGCGGCGGCGGCGGCGGCGAGGCCGCGGGAGGCCGCGGGGCAUGGAGGAGCGGAAGGAGGAGGGCGAGGCCGAGAUCCAGGAGCACGGGCCGGAGCACUGGUUCUCCAAGUGGGAGCGGCAGUGCCUGGCCGAGGCCGAGCAGGACGAGCAGCUGCCCCCCGAGCUGCAGGAGGAGGCGGCGGCCGCCGCGCAGCCCGAGCACAAGCAGCAGAAGCUGUGGCACCUCUUCCAGAACUCGGCCACCGCCGUGGCCCAGCUCUACAAAGACCGAGUGUGUCAGCAGCCAGGACUCUCUCUCUGGGUUCCCUUCCAAAACGCAGCCACCGCCGUCACCAACCUCUACAAAGAAAGCGUGGAUACCCAUCAACGAAGUUUUGAUAUUGGAAUUCAGAUUGGCUACCAGCGGCGCAAUAAGGAUGUGUUGGCUUGGGUUAAAAAGCGCAGAAGAACUAUUCGUAGAGAAGAUUUGAUCAGCUUCCUGUGUGGGAAAGUUCCUCCACCACGAAACUCUAGAGCUCCCCCAAGACUGACUGUAGUGUCCCCUAACCGAGCUACUUCAACGGAAACUAGCUCAUCUGUAGAGACUGAUUUGCAACCCUUCCGGGAAGCCAUAGCUCUGCAUGGUCUUAGUGGUGCAAUGGCUAGUAUAAGCGUGCGUUCGAGUACCCCAGGCUCUCCUACACAUGUAAGCAGUGGAUCGAAUGCUAGUCGAAGGAGAAAUGGACUCCAUGAUGUCGAUUUGAACACUUUCAUAUCAGAAGAAAUGGCACUCCACUUGGACAAUGGUGGAACUAGAAAGCGUACCUCAGCCCAGUGUGGCGAUGUCAUUACAGACUCACCAACCCAUAAACGCAACAGAAUGAUCUAAACCGCAAACAUUUUCACACCCACCAUGCUGCUUGAAAGCCACUUGAUCCUCAACAUAUACUAUUAUUGCAAAGGAAACAUGAGGCCAUCUUCCCUUGUUCACUGUUUAACACAAGUGAAUAAUUCUAUAGUGGUUGCCAUAAAAGGAAGUUCUAGGUAUUUACAGUAGAUGCCUCUUGUAACUAUGGCUUUCUUCAAACUAUAACCCUAGCAGAGGACAUCAGAAACCGUGUAGGCGUUAGCAGGAUCAUCAUAGGCAAACAUAUCCGUUCCAAGGCUAAAAGUGACCUUAACUGUAUUUAUUCUCAAAGGGAAAGGAAAUAUCAGAUGUUUAUUUGGUUAUAGAAUGCCCCCUCCCCCCACCUUUUUUUAUUUUUGGGGUCCAUUUCCUGCUGUGUUGAGUAUUUUGCUUCAACAGUAUUGCCAGGUUCCUAAAAUUCUCUAAAACACACGAUUUGGCUUCCUCAUCCAAUCUGCAGGCUUCCAUUUUCCAGCAGCACUGUACCAUGCACCUGGUUCUAUACGGUAGCAGCGUGCAACAUCUGAUUAUUGGACUGCCCGGUUUUUAGUUUUCAAAGCAGUUUCUAAUUCUGGUGAUUGUGUAAUGUAAAGAGGUGCUAUGAUGGUCAUGCAAUUAAUACUUAAUACUGAAUCAAUACACAAAACUUAAUCAGAGUCACUUUGUGUGUGUUAGUGCUCUAAAAGUAGCAAUAUUAUUAAAUUGCCCCCAGAUGAACCCUGUAGGCUUCGAAUACUCAGUUUUAAGGCAAGUACUACUUCCCAUGCAGGACACUGUCCUUGUGGUAAACGUAAACACGUAGACUGCUAGCUGCCUCCCCGAGAGGUCUGCACCAUGAGCAUGGGCUUCCUUUUUGGCUCAGUGUUAGAGGGAGGGAGAGGGAUUCUAGUCUUUCUUACAGUUUACAUUAUUCCUGAAAGACCCCUUUGGAGUGGGUGGGAGAUAAAAGGGUCUUUUAUUUGCUGAUGGUGUGAUCACAAUUUAAAUAGCAAAUCCCAGCUCUCCAGUCCCUCUUCUAAAAAGUGCAGUUUGGAAUCUCACUCUGGAAAAGCUGGGAUCACAUGGAGGUUCUCUAAAUGUUAGGUAGACCUAAAUAAAGGUUCUCAAUAAUAGGGUCCUCUCUUGAGUGAGAUAGAAGGCCUCUUGUAGCUACAGUGUUUGAGAGCAUGUUUCUUCUUAAUUUUUAAUAUCUUGAACUGAAUGAUAGUUUUUUUUAGAUGAACUGAUGUCAGCCUGCCAGGUACUGUAAUUUAUUCUACCAUAUCCUAUAUAUCAAGUAGGACAGUGAAAAUGUUUCCUUGCAAACUUGUAGUCCAGUAUCAGUUAACUUCCUGUUCUUAUCCUUCAAAGACCAUUGCAAACCAGUGUAAGGGUUUUUCCAGUAAUUACAGCACUUUGUUAAAACUUUGCUAAGUUAACCAUAAUAUUCAUCGACUGGGUGGAUGUGAACAGAAUGUUAGAAACUGUGGUGUGAACCGAAGUUCUGUAUUCAUUAUAGAUAUAGCUCUUAUUUAAGAAGUCUCAAUACCAUACUAAAACUAGGAAUCAAACUGAGGUAGUUCUAAAUUUUUGCAAAAGUGGAACCUUUUUUCUUUAUUGUUUGAAAUAUAAUAGCAGGAAGAAUUAUAGCAACCUGUCAUUUUACCUGAAACGGACAAGCCUAUGUAUUAUGAAAACUUUCAAGCUUCCUUUUGGAAUAUACCAGAACUGCAUUUGGGUUAGCUUUGUUUUCUCUUGUUGUAAAUUUAGAUUCUGGAGUUGGGAUCUGGCGGGUGAUGCCUUGCUCACGAGUGGCCAGACUCUUCCUAAAGGGUUUUGAGAUUGAGGAACACAUAUUUAAUCUCCCCUUUAUGCCUUGGUUCCAGUUCCUCUUCCCAGGUUGAAUAACAAUUUUUGGGUUGUUUUUGUUUUAGUUGGUGCUCUGAAGCUUAAUCUCAGUACCCUUUACUCUUGAUUGUCAAAUUUUGAUAAAAAAUGUGCCAUUUUUUUGGUAAGAGAAAGCAGGUCUUAAUGUCUGCCAGAACACGAUUUAUAUGCCUUAUUGGCUCCAUUAAACUUUUUAAAAACUUUAGCAUUUGUUACUUUUUUCCAUUGCAUUUAGUCUUAAAUGCUGUUUGUCACUUAAUCAUAACUUCUUCCCCCUUCUUUGCUCCAUUGAGCUCUCAUCUGCCACCUGAGCACAGAGUGACCCUGUGACCUAGGAGACAGGGAAGCGGGUCUCUGAGGAACGCAUAGUUCUGACUGCUAGAUAGUUGAAGCCUUUUUUUGUGCCAAUCGUGGAAAACUGCAUAUUUGUGUGGCACUUUUAAAAUAACUUUUUCCGGUCUCUUGAGAACAGUGUAGGCUGAAUUUGAAAACUUAGUUUACUUUGGGGGGAGGCAGAACCUCUCUCUUCAUCCUAAGCUAGAGUCUCUGAUUCUUUCAGACCUCACUGCUCAUUAGUUCUGUUCCUGUCACCCUGGGUUGACACUCGUGGUUUGAGUCAUCUUCACACUGCAGUAUUCUGAGUAUGGCUGAAGCAUUAAAAACCUAGGUGUAGUGUUUAUGGAGCAAAGGUAAUGGAAAGCAUUUGGCUGAAUCUAAAGACCUGCAGUCAGAUUCUUCACUGUGGUUUACCCAACUGGAGUAGCACACACCCUAAGUCAUUCAAUGAAUAAAUCAUUAAAGCAAAACAAAACAAAAAAAGAUGGGGCUCGUCUGCAGUUUUAUUUUGGUCAUCACAUCUGAACCACUUUUUGAUGCAGUCAAAUGAAGUUCAGGCUCCUGAGAACUAGGCUUCCACAGGCCGGUGCCUGUUGGAACUCACCAAGCUUCUUGAGUCAGCGUGGCUUUGGGCCUUAAGGUUUCCCCAUGGCAAUGAAAGCUGAACUGGCUUCCUCUCUGGCUGGAGAGGAAGGCCGGUUGAGGUCUGACCUUGAGGCUUCGGCCAGCCUUCGCGCUGGGAAGGCCCAAGAGACCAAGAGGUGCUUUGGAAACGGGGCCUUGUUGGGGACAUUGGCAGUCCUGUUAAUUUUAGAAAAACAAUGAGUGAAUCGUUAAGCUUCUGACAUGAUUAAUACCUGGAUUUUUCAAGAGGUCUAAUGACUACAGAUCUAUCUCAUUGCAUUUUAUCUCAGCGUGUCACAACCUGCCACUUCAUCCAUUAGAUCAGUUACAUAGAUACUUAGUUUGAGGUUGGGACUCUUCAGGGAUAGCUUUUGGACUCUUGGAAUGAAGUGACUGGAAUGGAGGCUUCUGCCAGAGGAAACCUGUUUACAGUCAAACAAAAUUCAACUGUUGAAUUACAGAAGUUUAUUUUGAUCAGAUGUUUCUAGCACCUGCUCCCGCCUCCUGGAAAGCUGUUACAGCUUUGAUCAACUUGAUUACCUUAUCCAGCAGCUGGCUUCCAGGUUCCACACUGGAGUGUCUGCGCAGGGUGUGGUGGCCCAGUGGGGACAGCGUUUGGGGAGCGGGGCAGACCUGUGUGUCCAGGCCUCCUUUCCCGGGGUCUGUACUUGAUGUGUGAGCUCCAGAUGUUCUCCUGCGUGUUCUCUGUGAGGUUUCGUGCUGGUGGUUUUAAGAGUCAAUACAAAUUUUGUAGCCCUCGGCAUAAAUGGGGCUCGUGAUGAUUCCCCCAAGUUCCUGAUGGCCCCUCAUUUUAUUUGUAUUGAGUUAAACAGCUUUAAAGAAAACGUUUUAAGCCAGUAACAGUCCAGCUGCAUAGCAGUUUCUAAUGUAGGUAGCUCGUCCUACAGAAUAGGGAGCUAUUUUAUGACCUAAUGGGCCUCCCACUGUGUGUGUGGCCCUUUAUAGGGACCCCCCCCCUUUUUAAUUAGCGGUAGCUCGGACUAUCUAAGUUUCUAGAGGAUAAAUUUCAGCUGGUACCAUUGGCGGUUCACAGGACUUUGGGAUACUGACUGGUCUUAGCAAGGUACCCUGCCAGGUGGUGUUGGGGCUUCACCGGCACCAGUGCCUUGGCUCCCGCGUCUUCGCCAUUGCCAGUGUCCGGGCUACUUGCAGGCAAAAGUGGUCUGAAGGUUUGCCUUUAAUUUUUGCCCCCUCCUACGAAGGAAGAAUCUUUGCUGGAUUUGAACACUUGCUCCAUUUGCUGGGUGUGGGCGUCUGGAUCAGUUCACCUCUCUGGGCUGUCUCAUCAUCGGUGACACAGGUACAAUAGAAAGAAGCCCAUGCAAAACUUAGUGGCUUGAAUUCCUUGGCGACAUUUACCAUCUGCAUCAUAAUCCCCCCCGCACCACCCCCAACCCGUGCAGCCCUUGAGAACUCGAAUGUGGUUGAUUUUUUAACAUGCCAUUGAAAACAAUACUUCUAAUUUUUGCAACGAUGAUUAAAAUGUCAGACCACAUAAAGGCCCUUUUAACUUGUCCUCCACCCUCCGCAAAGGUCAGAACGAAA
Talpa occidentalis (Iberian mole) is the source of this 5620-nucleotide messenger RNA. RefSeq names its product HUWE1 associated protein modifying stress responses (gene HAPSTR1). Lineage: Eukaryota; Metazoa; Chordata; Mammalia; Eulipotyphla; Talpidae. The transcript is spliced from 4 exons. The record is from RefSeq and is a predicted model, not a curated record. The coding region runs from base 383 to 1210 and encodes 275 amino acids.